GCCAGGUCUCCAGCUCCAGCGCUGUGGCGGCUGGGUCCUCAGCCCCCCGCCCGCCAUGGAGGUGGAGGAGGCGUUCCAGGCGGUAGGCGAGAUGGGCCUCUACCAGAUGUACUUGUGCUUCCUGCUGGCCGUGCUGCUGCAGCUUUAUGUGGCCACAGAAGCCAUCCUCAUUGCACUAAUUGGAGCUACACCACCAUACCACUGGGACAUGGCCGAGCUCCUGCCCAACCAGAGCCACAGCAACCAGUCAGACGGCAAAGACCAGGCCUUCGGGAACUGGCUUCUGACCGCCAAUGGCAGUGAGAUCCACAAGCAUGUACAUUUCAGCAGUAGCUUCACCUCUAUUGCCUCUGAGUGGUUUUUAAUUGCCAACCGAUCUUAUAAAGUCAGUGCGGCCAGCUCCUUUUUCUUCAGUGGUGUGUUUUUUGGAGUUAUCUCCUUUGGUCAGCUUUCAGAUCGCUUCGGAAGGAAAAAAGUCUACCUCACAGGUUUUGCUCUUGACAUCUUAUUUGCUAUCGCAAAUGGAUUUUCCCCCUCCUAUGAAUUCUUCGCAGUAACCCGCUUCUUGGUGGGCAUGAUGAAUGGAGGGAUGUCCCUGGUGGCCUUUGUCUUGCUAAACGAGUGCGUGGGCACCGCCUACUGGGCACUUGCAGGAUCGAUUGGCGGUCUCUUCUUUGCUGUUGGCAUCGCACAAUAUGCCCUGUUAGGAUACUUCAUCCGCUCCUGGAGGACCCUAGCUGUUCUGGUCAACCUCCAGGGAACAGCAGUCUUUCUCUUGUCUUUAUUCAUUCCUGAAUCACCUCGUUGGUUAUACUCCCAGGGUCGACUGAGCGAGGCGGAAGAGGCUCUGUACCUCAUCGCCAAGAGGAACCGCAAGCUCAAAUGCACAUUCUCACUAACACAUCCGGCCAACAGGAGCUACAAGGAAACCGGAAGCUUCCUGGAUCUAUUCCGCUACCGGAUCCUCCUAGGACAUACUCUGAUCCUGAUGUUCAUCUGGUUCGUGUGCAGCUUGGUGUACUAUGGCCUCACCCUGAGUGCGGGUGACCUAGGGGGGAGUAUUUAUGCCAACCUGGCUUUAUCUGGCCUUAUAGAGAUUCCAUCCUACCCUCUCUGCAUCUACCUGAUUAACCAAAGAUGGUUUGGUCGGAAGCGGACACUAGCAGCGUUUCUGUGCCUCGGAGGACUAGCCUGCCUUAUUGUGAUGUUUCUUCCAGAAAAAAGAGGCACAGGUGUGUUUGCAGUGGUCAACAGCCAUUCCUUGUCCCUGCUGGGGAAGCUGACAAUCAGUGCUGCCUUCAACAUUGUUUACAUCUAUACCUCUGAGCUGUACCCCACUGUCAUCAGGAAUGUUGGUCUUGGAACGUGCUCCAUGUUCUCCCGAGUUGGUGGCAUCAUUGCUCCCUUCAUCCCCUCACUGAAGGACGUGCAGUGGUCUCUGCCCUUCAUCGUGUUUGGAGCCACAGGCCUGACCUCAGGCCUCCUGAGCCUGCUGUUGCCAGAGACUCUGAACAGCCCUUUGCUGGAGACAUUCUCUGACCUGCAGAUGUACUCCUACAGGAGGUUAGGGGAGGAAGCCUUGUCUCUACAGACCUUGGAUCCUCCACAGGCCCUGGACAAGGCCAGCAGCUUGGGGAGCGAGAGCGAUGAGGAGGAAGAGUUCUACGAUGCAGAUGAGGAGACGCAGAUGAUCAAGUGAAAAGCCCACACUCCUGCCCGGAAGCAAAACGCCAUCAUCAUUAGUGCCUCGGGUUCGGCUUCAGUACCACUCAGCCC
Molecule: messenger RNA, 1776 nt
Organism: Acomys russatus (golden spiny mouse)
Lineage: Eukaryota; Metazoa; Chordata; Mammalia; Rodentia; Muridae
Gene: Slc22a15
Product: solute carrier family 22 member 15
Biological process (GO): transmembrane transport
Cellular component (GO): membrane
Molecular function (GO): transmembrane transporter activity
Source: RefSeq, a predicted model, not a curated record